GCGCGGGCCCGGGCUUAGCUCGCCGCCCUCGCGCCGGGUCCGGGAUCCGCCGCGGAAGCACGGGCGGGGGAGAACGUGCUGCUCUCGGGCUGCCCAAUGCGCGGACUAUCUGCAGCCGCUGCUCGUGCAAUAUGCUGGAGCUCCAGAACAGCUAAACGGAGUCGCCACACCGCUGCCUGGGCUGGAUCACAGCGCAGCCUUUCCUUAUGAAGAAGACACAAACUUGGAUUAUCACUUGCAUUUAUCUCCAACUGCUCCUAUUUAAUCCCCUUGUCAACACUACAGGGAUCUGCAUGAACCGUAUAACUGAUGAUGUGAAAGACGUUACAAAAUUGGUGGCAAAUCUUCCAAAAGACUAUAAGAUAACCCUCAAAUAUGUCCCUGGAAUGGACAGUUUGCCCAGUCAUUGUUGGAUAAGUGAAAUGGUGGAACAAUUGUCAGUCAGCUUGACUGAUCUUCUGGACAAGUUUUCAAAUAUUUCUGAAGGCUUGAGUAAUUAUUCUAUCAUAGACAAACUUGUGAAAAUAGUGGAUGACCUUGUGGAGUGCAUGGAAGGACGCCCAUUUGAGAAUGUAAAAAAGUCAUCUAAGAGCCUAGAAUCCAAGCUGUUUACUCCUGAAGAAUUCUUUAGAAUUUUUAAUAGAUCCAUCGAUGCCUUCAAGGACUUGGAGAUGGUGUCACCUAAACCUAAUGGAUGUGUGGUUUCUUUAACAAGCCCUGAAAGAGAUUCCAGAGUCAGUGUCACAAAACCAUUUAUGUUACCCCCUGUUGCAGCCAGCUCCCUUAAGAAUGACAGCAGUAGCAGUAAUAGGAAGACGUCAAAUUCCAUUGGAGACUCCAACCUACAAUGGGUAGCUAUGGUGUUGCCGGCAUUCUUUUCCUUUGUAAUUGGGUUUGGUUUUGGAGCCUUAUACUGGAAGAAGAAACAAUCAAAUCUUACAAGAGCAGUUGAAAAUAUACAGAUUAAUGAAGAGGAUAAUGAGAUAAGUAUGUUGCAAGAAAAGGAGAGAGAGUUUCAAGAAGUGUAAUUGUGGCUCGUAUUAACACUGUUACUUUCGUACAUUGGCGGGUAACAGUUCAUGUUUGCUUCAUAAAUGAAGCAGCUUUACACAAAUUCCUAUUCUGUCUGAAGUGACAGACCGCGUCUUUAUCUGUUCUUGCUUCCCAUGCCUCUACAUGGAUGAUUCAGAAAUUGGAACAAAGUGUUUUACUGUGAAACUGGCACUGAAUUAAUCAUCUAUCAAGAAGAACUUGUAUGGCGCAGGACUCUAUUUUAAGGACUUGUCGUCUCAUUUAGAACCUGCAACUGAUGUUGGGAGAGAAAGCACGUGUCCCAGACUGCACGCACCGUUUUGCAUGCCUCCAGAGACGUCUAAUUGCUGAAAAGCCACAUAGUUUUAUUUUCAGUUACAACCUGCAGUUUCUAGUUAUCUUGGUCUCUUCAAGUAGAAUUCAGCCUGGAUAGUCGAGGUAAUAAUUUUUCUCAAAGGGAUCUAGAGAAAUUUUAAAAACAGCAAACUCAAUAGCCUCAGACACUGUACAUAGAGAAAGCGGUGGGAAAAAAGUAAUUGGAGUAGGCGUGACGUCAGCCUUGUAGCCGCUGAUUCAUGAUAAUGGGUCUGAUUUUGGUCUCUUCCUGACAAUAAACCAUGCUCAGCCAUAUCUCCCUAGACAGAUGGACAUAGUGGGCUGGGUCUAUCCACGCAGGGGAGCAAAUACUGAAUUAGGACUGUGAUACCUUUGCAGAGGGGUGGCUCUCUGAGUCAUCAUGGGAAGAAGCUAUGAACACGAAACCACAGGACAGGCGCCUGGGAGGACACUUGGCACCCCUGGUGAAGGCGGCCUUUUCCCUGGACCACUACAGAGUGUAUAAAUCGUGUUUGCAAAAUAUAUUACAAAAUGUUUAUAUUCUAAAACUAUUAUAAAGUUAUGCAAAGGGAUUUAGGAGAAACUGCUGAAUGUAUGAAGGUCCCAUUUUCAGUUCCCACAUGGGAGAGAGUGAAAAUAUGGCAUUUAGUUAUCUAAGGUUAGAAAACCACACCCUCAUGCUGAUAGGGGUGCUGAAAACUAGGUUACUUGGCUUUUACAAGGAUGCAAGGAAUUGGGAAACUCUACAUAUUUAUAGUAUAAUCACCAUUAUCUGUUUAAAGGAUCCAUUUAUUUAAAAGCAGGCACUCUAUAUCCAUUAAGGUUUAUGAAUUUUAAGAAAAAGAGAGCUUUAUGUAGUUAUGCAUGUCAGUUUGCUAUUUAAAAUAUAUGACAGCGUUUGUCAUGCUAAGAGUGAUUUUGGCAGGAAUUCGCAAGGUGGACAUUGUGCUUUUUAAAACUAGAACUUGUAAGACAUGUGAAUUUCCAUUGCCAUAUAUAUAUACAUAUAUAUAUAUAUAUAUAUAUAUAUA
Molecule: messenger RNA, 2399 nt
Organism: Rhinolophus ferrumequinum (greater horseshoe bat)
Lineage: Eukaryota; Metazoa; Chordata; Mammalia; Chiroptera; Rhinolophidae
Gene: KITLG
Product: KIT ligand
Exons: 10
Coding region: 207-1028 (273 amino acids)
Biological process (GO): cell adhesion; positive regulation of cell population proliferation
Cellular component (GO): plasma membrane
Molecular function (GO): stem cell factor receptor binding; cytokine activity
Source: RefSeq, a predicted model, not a curated record